UUUUUGCACCUGGACCUUUCCAAAUACAGAUCAUACCAACAUGAUACCCAGCAAAUGUGCAUAGCAUUUUGGGUUUUCCUGCAUGUUACUUGGGAUAGUAAUUAGUUCGACAAAGGUUGAUUGCAUAUCCAUUAAGCGGAACAUAUAGAGACUGUUAACAUCACAUUACUUCUAAUGCGUAUACAUACAUCUCAUUUUCAUAAAUACUCUAUUUAUAUUUGUAUCUUUUGUGUUGGCCAUGCUUCCACGAGAAGCAUGUAACAUUUGCCGUACGUUUAAUGUUUUGUUAUAGACACAUGUCUUUAAAUUUUGUCAACCAGGUUGAGUCAUUGUAUUAAAAGUGCUAUAAUAUGAUUAUGGACUAAUUGCUCGGAGUUUUGUGCAGUCACUGUUAAAGUUACAGACGUACAUUCAACAAUGCUGGCGAAAAAGAGAAGGAAAUCAGGUUAUGAAGACCAUUUUGAUGAAAUCCCAACAGCGAAAAAGACGAAUUUAUUUUGUGCAAGUGUAUUUCGAAAGAGCAUUCAAGGAGAGGACGCCAUUACAGCUGUAAAAGAAUUUGUAAAUCUCUGCCAGUCAGCGAACACUCAAAAUGUUGUUCUCCAGUAUCUGGAGGCAGGUGGAGGCACACAGGAACUUCUUGGACUUCUGAAAUUAGAUCAGAAGAAUAAUAUGACUUCUGCUGUGCCUAUAUUUUCUGCCUUGCAAUGUAUCAUCAUGAAAACCCUAACUGAAGCUCAACAGUACAGACCUAGUGUAGAAGAUGGAUGUAAACAUCUUCUGAAUCUUCAUCUGUCGACAAUACAUCAUAUGUUGUCUUUGAAGAGUACUGCAAAACAUAGACAGAUAGUACUUAAAUUGUUAACAGCCAUAGUGACCCUUAGUUCUCAACUAGCGCGGAUGAUUUUAAGCCAUGUGAAGAUCAGUCUUCCAUUGCGGGCUGUACUAAUAAAGCACACAAAACCAGUGGACAAGAGUGUGCGCACUACUUUCAUACAUUUCUUAAUGGCGUUCCUUUUUGAUGGCUCUGUGUCAGUCAUUUGGCCUCUACUAGAUAUUAAAGGUCUACUUGCAAGUAUAGUUCCUGGAUUAAUAUAUGAUGACUGUAACACAGUGCAUCUUGUGCUCGCAACAGUGCAAGAUAAAGUACUGAUGAAUACAUCAAUUUCUAAGACAGCUAAGCUGCACACAUUCAGUACACCAGUUGUGAGAUCUCUUUUUGCACUUUAUGAUUGGAAAGGACCAGUUAAGUGGAACCCCACUGGGAAGAAUCGAAAUAAUGAAAUUGAAGAUACAAAUAAGGAUGAUGAUGUGGAACAAAGAGAAGGCCAGCAGAUAGUAGCAGAUGCAGUUCAUGACUUCCUCCAAGUUCUAUGUGCCUCUCAUAAAUAUGGCAUUAUUUUUCACGACAGAAGUAUUGGUACAUCUGGCAAGAAGCAUAAUGAAUUAUUGCAAACCGUAUUGGAAAAUUUGGAGAGACCAUGGGAACAUGAACAAAAAGCUAAACUGAUUAUCAAGAUUGUUGCUGCUUGCCCUGACCUGAUGAAAUGUGUUUUAGCAAAUGUACAACCAUAUUUGGAGCCCCGAGUUUCUGUCAGUUGGUUGAAAGCCAUUACCUUUGUGAUGCAGCUAGUACAAAGUUUGAAUCCGGAGCAAGCUCUGAAGCCAUAUGCUGAUACUUUGACAGCGCACAAAAUAACAAAUGUGGUGCAUACGUUGACAGUGCCAUCCGUUUUAUUAAAAGAAAUUGGUUCACAGCUGCUUCCACAUAGACAACUAGUUAUCAGGCAUGAGGCAGUGAACUUACUGCUUGCCAUGCUGAAACAAUUCAAUACAUUCGUUACUUGCAUCGAACAGUGGAAUCUUAUCGAUGCUUCUUCUCAAAAUGCUUUUAAACAGAGCGUUGUGAAGAAACUACCAAACUCUGAGAUGAUGAUAUCUUUGUGGAACAUUAAUCUGUCAGUGCCUGAAGGAAAUGAAGAUGAAGAAAACUCUCGGUCAGAUCAGAUUGUCCCCGAGCCAAAAUUAAGCUCACAUCUGUUGGCAAUGAUGGAUUUAUUUCUGCUCUAUAAUAAAUGCUUUCCAGACACGUUGGACAUUCCCAAUUCCAUAAAUUUCUUAACAGACAUUGAACAUAUUAUGGCAAAUGAAGAAGACCAUGAAGCUGUGGCUGUUUUACAAGAGAGAGUCUUGCAACUUUUGAUUACGUUAGACAGCUUUGCAUUUACACCUGAUAAGGAAAUGUUUGGUGAUGCUAUUGAUCGUCUUUCUUACCUGGUUGAUUAUCCUUCAACCACAAUACCCUUAGAAGCCAGGAAUAUCCUGUGUACCCUUUUGAUCAACACGGGACUGUUUGAGGGAGUUGUGAGUGAAGUGUUUGUGUGGCUGCACUGUUACCUUGCAGUACCUGCUGACCACAGAAAAUCUGUCGCCAGGCUUUUAGUGGAUGCAAUUGUACGUGUUAGUCGGAAUACAGCAAUGUACAUAGACUUCAUCAUAAAAUCUGAAGAAGGAGCAGAAGAUACUAGGAAAGUAGUGGACAACAGUCAACUGGAAGAUAUUUUUGAUGAACUGUUGGAAGCAUCAAGUGAUGAAGCCCUUGGAGAAAGGGUACAAGAAUUUGAAAACACUCCUGCUAGUACUGCUGUCUCUCUAAGUCCAUUACUACCAGGUGUAUUAGAGACUGCAGCUACUGUAUGUGAUAAUGAUCAGCUUGAGGGCGUUAAAUACUUUAUAUCAUGUGUGGUGAUUCAUUUGCUGCACUCGCAGACUUUGCCAGGAACCAUGUUACACCUUUUACAACGUUGGCCUGUGCCAUUGCCAUCUGAAGUUAUGUCGUAUGUCAGCGGAUGGUUAUCCGACAAGUCACCUGAGCCCCUCAAGAAACCAUUUGGAAGACACAGCCCUGAGAGGAAGCUUAGUAAUGCCCUUUUACAGGCUGAUGGGAAUUCUGUCAGUAACAUUGUGGAUCCUUCUUCAGUAAAUAAUGAAAGCAGUGCACUGGUUCCGUUAAAAGAAUCCACAGUCCUUUUUGGCAAAGAAAGGUCAUGUAUCAGAGACCCAGUCCAUGUACUGCUUCUCUACAAGUUGUCUGUGUUUCACAUGACGCAGCUUGCAUUUCGUGGGGAAUUUACCGAAAAACUGAGAGAUAAAUGUAAAGAGGCACUGUUAUCAUUGUUACGUGUCGUAUCUCGCGUAGACAAACGUCAAGAUGAAUCAGCUGAAACCUUCUCAAUGGAAAUGCUUCAUUUAUUAGAUCAGGAGUGUUUGUCACUUCAUUGCCUUAAGCAUACAUUUACACACCCAUUUUUGCUACACUUUUUCACUCCCAUAAAUCAAAAGAAACAGACAGUUCAAAAAUUAGUUACUGAGCUUGUUUUAGAGUUGCUGAAAUUGUCAUCCUUUUUGAAAAUUGAUAUGAUUUCUUUGAGUGGUAUCUUAAAGCCAUUCAAACAGAAACUAAUCCAACACAUCAUCAGAAGACUGAAGAAAAACAAAUUGUCAAGUUUGAAUAUGGACAGUGUUGUGCCAUUUGUAGAAUUGUUUGAGUUAAGUUUCUCAGACGUCUUGAUACUUAUGGACCGUGUCGUGGCAGUGCCAACAGAAGCAUUGAUUUGUACGAAAGAUGGUUUACAUUCCCUGUCAGUUUGGGGAACUCUUCUAGUGUACCUACUGGGCCGUUGUAUAACCUUGCAUAAACCUAUCGCAUUAGGUAUGGUUACUUCAAUAGCAAACCAUGUGGCUCACCUAGCAAAGCAAGAUCAGCUUCAUUGUACACUGAUGGAAGAACACUUCCUCCAGUAUUUGGAGCAGUUUCCACACCAUCUUGAACAUAUACAAACACGAGUGCUUCUGAGACUGCUGCAGCAGCAAAAUAUUGGGAGCUCUUCUGUAAAACUGACUGUAUUGUUGCUUAGUCGCAAACCAGUCCUGAUUCAUGAUUUUAUCUCGCUUGCAAGACAAAGAAAAAAACUGAGACAAAAUGCUGCUGUUGUUUUACCACUCUUAUCCACUGCUUUCAAAUGCAAUACUGCAAAAAUUGAACAAAAUAUUCUCAAGAAAAUAUAUAAUGAGUAUAGUACUGAAAUUCGGGCAGCAAUUUUGACACCUUCUGAGGCUGCAGAAUGGCUGAAGUAUUACAGCUCUGUUGUUGUACAACUUGUGUACAAAUGCAUGGGUAUUAAAGCGUGUAAAGACCUUUGUCGUGAAGUGAAGUCAAGGGCUGUACAGUUGGACAAGUAUGAAGAGUUCUACGUAGAUCUCAUCAAAUGCAUGUUUACAAAAAUUAUAAAAAAUGUGCAUAAUAGUGGACAGUCUCAGUUAGAUUUUGUAUUAUUGGUACUUGAGAUGAUGGUCAAUUUGUCUAAGGAAAAUGUACUGGAUCAGAAACAGAUGGAAAAUAUGUGUCAGGCGUUACAAGACUGUGCGGCGCUAACUGAUAAAUGGCAAGAUAUUUCUGCACCUAUAAAGAAGAGCUCUGUAUGGUUGUCUUUCAUUAAAGUAUCCCUAAAGUUUGGUCUGCAGCCCCAUCAGGAUACCAGUGGCAAGUUACUUGAUACUCUGGUCAAGCUUUGUGACAUCAUCUAUGAAAAUCUUACAGAAGAACCUCAAAUAGAUGAAAUAUUCCAGUGGGCUUUGUCACAUUCAGAAUUUCUUACCGUCAUGCUCGGGACAACACAAAAAAAAGGUAAACUUGUGGAACUUCUGUUUCUACUUGUCAAGAAGGACUCGUCGGUAAUGUCAUCCUCACACAUUCCAAUUUUUCUGGGAUCUUAUAAUGCAACGUUGGACCCGACUGACCAACUUGUUCUCGGAUUACUUCAGAGUUAUGAGGCUGGAGGAAUAAGCUUGCAUGAGUGUCGGCCAUAUCUUUGGGGUGAAGCUGCCGUCAGCCACUACAGUGUCAAAUCUAAAGUGGGAAUGUCAUUAUGGCGGCAGCCGCAAGCAAACCAAGUGCUGGAGCUGCUUGAUAUGAACUGCGUAUUAGAAACAAUAAAGAACUUUCCCCUCAACAGAGGAUUAAAAGCUUCCGAGUCUCUCGAGUGCGGACGUAAGGUAUAUGAUCCGGCCUUCCUGCUGCCACUGUUCAGUCACUUGCUAGCUCCUGAAUCUGUGGUACACACUUACAAGUUCAUAAGUUCUGGUGGCUUGGCUGUUACAUUGGCAGCACUGUGCUCUGCAUGCGAGGAUACUCGAGCUGCAGCGUACCAUGUCGUAGCCAGACUGUACUUCCACGAAGAAGUUUGUAGAAACGUUAAAGGAAGAUUGCUGAGUCUGCAGUUUCUGGAUGCUGUUCGCAAUGGAGUGGCUUCGCUGAAGAACGAGUCCCUGAAUCCGCAGUUACCGUGCAUUGUGACGACGUUUCUUGCUAGAACUUCGCUCAUUCUGUCGCAGACUCAUCACGAGUUUUACGUUCCAUUGCAGAAUUUCAUCAUAGCCAAAUCAUCGGUUAAUUUGAAUACCAUACCAGAGUUCUUCACUUUCUUGCAUAGCUCUGAAGUUGAGUUCAGGACAUAUCGCCUUUGGAUCCUGCGGGUAAUUCGAGACGGCAUGAAGAGUAAUUUGGAUUUCCGAUUAAGUCAGAGAUGCGUCGUCUUCAAGCUGUUACUGGGAUUCUAUUCGUCUGUUCUUGCAGAUGACGACACCAAGAAAUUGAUUCUUGAAGUGAUUCAGUCAACCGUGAAGAUUCCUACCGCAGCCAAAGUGCUCGUGUCUACAAAUGGUCUCGUGUCGUGGUUGCACCAGACGAUCCGACAGCUUUCUCGGCAUGACACCGUCUUCAUCAGCACGUUAAUCGACAUCGUCUCGUCUUUACAGACCGUUCUUUUCGAUGCGACUGAACUGAAAGAUGGCGGCACUGGGAAAACUAAAUCGUCGGUGGUUCAGUACUUUCCGCAUUACAUUUUGCUAUUGGAAUUGGAUCUCCUGCCCAAGCUCGGAUCAAAAAUGGCGGUGGCCGACCUCAGAAAGUAUCUGAACACUAUUCAAGCUGUAAUAUCAUUCCAAAACACUAAAGCGAUCAACAGUUUAAUAAGCACGCAAAAAAUGUUUGAAAUUGUUCAACUGAGUAAAGAGGUCUUGGGUUCGGUCUUGGAUUGCGAGGAUCUGUUGACGUACGGCUGUAAAUUCGCGCCAACGACCGAAGAAGAGAGCUUGGCGUUUGAUUCGGUGGAUGAUAAUGAACAGGCAGUGUAUCAUUUGAGGAAUCUAAUCAUUGAAUGGUUGCAGAAAAUACAUAACAGCCAAGCAGCCAAAUGAGCAUCUUCUAUUUGUAUCUGUGAUGGUUGUAUUUAAAAUUAUUUCUGUUUUUCAAUAAAAUGUGAACGAGUUUUAUUUCCCUUACCUA
This is a messenger RNA of Zootermopsis nevadensis, 6346 nucleotides long. Its product is annotated as nucleolar pre-ribosomal-associated protein 1. Gene Ontology annotation, biological process: maturation of 5.8S rRNA from tricistronic rRNA transcript (SSU-rRNA, 5.8S rRNA, LSU-rRNA); maturation of LSU-rRNA from tricistronic rRNA transcript (SSU-rRNA, 5.8S rRNA, LSU-rRNA). The record is from RefSeq and is a predicted model, not a curated record. Gene Ontology annotation, cellular component: nucleolus. Lineage: Eukaryota; Metazoa; Arthropoda; Insecta; Blattodea; Termopsidae.